CAUUAAACUUAUAUAAGUCAAACCCUUUGGUUUACAUUGACUUGUAAGCAGUACGUUACAAUAGACAUACACAAACCAACCUAUGGCAGUAUCAGGUCUUCUUCACAUUGCAGUCUUCGGCAUUUUAUUUUGUCGAAUGCAGGUCAUCUGUCAAACUAGUCCACCAACAUUAACGGAUGUGAGGAAAGAUUUGCUCGACCUUGAUUCAUAUGUUGACCAUAAACUGAGAGCCAUCAAUACAAAGAUACAACAAACAGCAUGCUACAACCAAGGUCACUCGAUAGUAACAUUUCUAGCACGUCUGAUUACUCCAUCCUAUGGCACUAUUGCGGCUAAGGCUACUGUCAAGUUUGAAAAAACAACAGAGAAUAUUGGGAAUGGAUACGAUAACAAAACCGGAAUUUUUACAGCUCCAGUGAUAGGUCUUUAUCAUUUCACUGCUUCAGCUAGACAAAGUCGGAGUGGAUAUUUGCACUUGGGAUUGUUUAGGAAUGACGAAGAAAUGGCAGUCUCUGUUGGAGUUAAUUACAAUUCUCUAACAAUUGGUGCAACAUUUACACUGCAAUCCGGCGAUCGUGUUCACGUUGCGAACAUAUGGACAAAAUCGUCUGGUAUUGUUGGUGCUGGACAGUCAUAUUUUUCUGGUCACCUUGUACACAUCAUGUAAAGAAAAAAAUAUAAGUACAUGAUAUGACGUUGUUUUUCCAUCUUCUUUUAUUUCAAUUUGAUGAAACCACAAUAAACAAAAACCUACCUAUUCAACAAUAUAAUUAACAAAACGCCGUACAAACCAUUUUCAAAUAAGAAAAUAAAAAGAAGCAUUUUAGUCUUGCUUGAACGAAUUCAUAGAACAGUUUAUUUAUAACCUUUAUCAAUAGUUCCCUCCAGAAUAUCAUAUGGUCGUCCUCUUACCGGACGUGUUGAGCAUGUGCGGCUUUUUUAUGAACUAUAUGUAUGCAUGUAUCCAAUUUCUGUUUCAGCUACAUGUAUUCCGGAUGAAUACUUACAAAAUUUACGUACAUUUGAUGAUAUCCAUAUCAUCAUCUGUUUUCAUGUUUAGUAUUUUUAGUUUUUGUAAAAAAAACAGUUACUCUGUUACUUCAGCCCAAUGCAACUUUGGCGAGAGAGAUCAUUGCAGUGACAUCAGCUAUACCUUCAUCGACCACGUCGAUCUAAAACUUUACAACUCUAUCUAAAAUAUUCAUUGUUAUUUUACACUCGUCAAGAAUAUGAAGGAAAUAUUUGACCGUUAAACCAAAGAAAAAAAUAGAUGUUAUUUAUCAGCAACUGGGCGAGUUUGGAGCAGUUGAAUUAACUCAGUUCUUUAUUGAUUUUUCACUUCAUAUGAUAGACAUUAAACUAUGACAGUGUCUAGACAUUGGUGAUAUAUGUUUACCAAUAAAAAUAUUUAAUUAU
Mytilus californianus (California mussel) is the source of this 1416-nucleotide messenger RNA. RefSeq names its product heavy metal-binding protein HIP-like. NCBI's taxonomy places the organism in Eukaryota, Metazoa, Mollusca, Bivalvia, Mytilida, Mytilidae. Gene Ontology annotation, molecular function: protein binding. The record is from RefSeq and is a predicted model, not a curated record. The transcript has 2 exons. Bases 83 to 667 code for a protein of 194 amino acids.